Messenger RNA from Entrophospora candida, 319 nucleotides. NCBI's taxonomy places the organism in Eukaryota, Fungi, Glomeromycota, Glomeromycetes, Entrophosporales, Entrophosporaceae. The record is from the annotation of a GenBank genome assembly.
AUGCUUGCAGAUCAUGACAACCCUGGAUUUAAAGACUUGAAUGUGGUUAUCCAUGAAAUGGGACAUGAAUUUAAGAAAGAUGAUCCAAGGGCAAAUACUGAUAUGGCUAUCAAGUAUAUUUAUUAUGCACUGGCAGCUCAAUUGUUUAUUUUGUCAAAACUUCUUAAAAAAGCUAAAGCUCAAGGAGAGUUUUUAGAGUCAAGAAAAAGACCAUUGUAUACAAUUUUACUUUGUUCAAUUGAAUGGCUUUAUAUGAAUAAUGUUGGUGUCACCAUGUCUGUGAUAGGAUUAAAAGUGGAAGCCAUUGAGAAGAGUUCAG